AUGUCGCGCGAGUUGGAGGGGCUGGGGGAGCAGGCAGAGAGGAAUAGGGAGCCGAUGAGGCUGGAUAGUGGGUGGGAUGGCGGACAGGAGGGGCGUGGGAGAAGAACACCUGGUCGACGCGUUCUGAUUCUUGACUUAGAGCAGGCGGGGUUUGAAAGUCGAGUGCCAGCUACAAGUGCUGAAAGCGAGGAGGGGGAAAUGGAAAUGUGUCGCACCAUAGGGAGUGCGGGCGGAGUACAUGAGGGAGGUGAACUGGUGAGGGUGUUCGAGCUCGGUUCUCCUCUAGCAUCCUCUGCCGGUUCUCGUGCUGCAGCUGCUGUUACUCCUGCUAGGGUUGCAUCUGAAGGUGGUAUACGAUGCGAGCACGGCAGCAGCUACGCCUCUACCACCACCUUCUACCUCUGCAUCCCAAUCGGGUUUGCCCUCGGCUACCUCUACAUACAGAGGCUUGUUGGUGUUGGGGAGGCGUCCUUCAUCAGUCUGGCAGCGCCCUUCAUAGACGACAACGCUCCUCCGGGGAAGACAGCACAAUGGCUUGCCACCUUCUACCUCUGCAUCCCGGUCGGCUUUGCCCUCGGCUACCUCUACGGGGGGGUGGCUGGCCCCCUUCUCGGGUGGCGAGGAGCAUUCUUAUUGGAAGCCCUUUUCAUGCUGCCGUUUGUGGUCUACACCGCUACUGCUGCCCCUCCGCCCCUCAAAGGUAAUCCUGUUCUGCUUCCUUUUCCCCUUCUCGCUUCCCUUGCUCCCUCUCUCGCCUCACUCCUUGCCACCCCACCUUCUACCUCUGCAUUCCGGUCGGCUUUGCCCUCAGCUACCUCUACGGGGGGGUGGCUGGCUCGCUGCUGGGGUGGAGGGGAGCGUUUCUGCUGGAAGCUCUGUUCAUGCUGCCGUUUGUGCUCUACACUGCUCCUGCCGCCCCUCCGCCCCUCAAAGGUAACCUCUUUCUCCCGUGCUCCCCUUCUGCUGCUUACCCUGCUCUCUAUCUCUCUCUCCCGCCUCUGCAUUCCGGUCGGCUUUGCCCUCGGCUACCUUUACGGAGGGGUGGCUCCUCUGCUCGGGUGGAGAGGAGCUUUUCUACUCGAAGCUCUGUUCAUGCUGCCGUUUGUGCUCUACACUGCUACUGCCGCCCCUCCACCUCUCAAAAAUAACCCCCUGCUUCCUUGCUGCCUCCCCCGCUGCUCGGGUGGCAGGGCGCACGCCUCUGUUACAGCUUCUGCUGCUCUUGCUGAUGAUGAUGAGGAGAGGGCAGAAGGGGCGCCAUCGCUGGCAACGUCGUCACAGGUUGAGGCGACUACGCAGUUGAAGCAUGGUGAUGGGUCUCUGAUAGACGACUCGCUUUCUCUUGCUCGCAACGAGAUUUUCACCAUCAAUGUCCUCGGCUAUGCGGCCUAUACAUUCGUGAUUGGCGCGUAUGCGUACUGGGCGCCCAAGGCGAUGAAAGAGAUCUUUAAUGAGGAGAGGGCGGAUGCACUGUUUGGAGGCAUCACGGUGGUCACUGGCGUGGGCGGCACGCUGUUUGGCGGCCUUAUGUUGGACCGCAUGGGUGCCACCAUCCCCAACGCGCUGCUGCUGCAAUCCCGGGUGACAGUUGUGGGAGCUAUUUUCUGCCUCCUCGCCUUUGCCUCGCCACACAUCCUUCUCUUUGUCCUCUUCAUGGCUCUCGGGGAGUUCUUCAUUUUCGCUAUCCAGGGACCAGCCAACAUAGUGUCACUGCAGUGCGUGCCAUCCAACCUCAGAGCCCUCGCAAUAGCCGCUGCAACCGUCGUUGCUCACCUGCUGGGGGACGUACCCUCGCCACCCAUCCUCGGCCUCCUCCAGGUGCCUUUCUCCCUCAGGUGCAACACUGAUGGUGCCUGCCUCGCACCACAACCAGGCCCUUCAACCCCCUUGACCCCCUUAAUAUGCUCCCCUGCCUCUUCCAUAACCCCCUUCACUAUCUCUCCUCUGCCUGCUUCAUCUCGCUCACCUUCCUUCCGCAUCCCCUUCUUCCCUUGCAACCACUGCAGCUGCCCUUGGACCCCGCGACGCCGCCCCUGCAGCAGCCGCCUCCGUCCCGUCCGCGCUUGCCCUCGUGCAGUCGCCCUGUCUCGCCCGCGCCCUCGUGCGCUCUGCUGCUGCGCGCGCCCUCGUGCGCUCCGCUGCUGCGCGCGCCCUCGUGCGCUCCGCUGCUGCCCGCGCCCUCGUGCGCCCUGCUGCUGCCCGCGCCCUCGUGCGCCCUGCGCCCUCGUGCGCUCUGCUGCUGCACGCGCCCUCGUGCGCUCUGCUGCUGCCCGCGCCCUCGUGCGCUCUGCUGCUGCCCGCGCCCUCGUGCGCCCUCCUGCUGCCCGCGCCCUCGUGCGCACUGCUGCUGCCCGCGCCCUCGUGCGCGCUGCUGCUUCCCGCGCCCUCGUGCGCCCUGCUGCUGCCCGUGCCCUCGUGCGCCCUGCUGCUGCCCGCGCCCUCGUGCGCCCUGCUUCUGCCCGCGCCCUCGUGCGCCCUGCUGCUGCCCGCGCCCUCGUGCGCCCUGCUGCUGCCCGCGCCCUCGUGCGCCCUGCUGCUGCCCGCGCCCUCGUGCGCUCUGCUGCUGCCCGCGCCCUCGUGUGCUCUGUUGCUGCCCGCGCCCUUGUGCGCCCUGCUCUGCCCGUGCCCUCGUGCGCUCUGUCUCACCCGCGCCCUCGUGCGCUCUGCUCUGCCCGCGCCCUCGUGCGCACUGCCGCUGCCCGUGCUCUUGUGCGCUCUGCUCUGCUAGUCGCCCUUCGCGGCGGCCCCGUCGAUCCGCACGUCGCCCUGCGGCCCCCUUCCCGCACACCCAAGUUCGCUUUCCGCACAACCGACUGA
Molecule: messenger RNA, 2817 nt
Organism: Closterium sp. NIES-65
Lineage: Eukaryota; Viridiplantae; Streptophyta; Zygnematophyceae; Desmidiales; Closteriaceae
Source: the annotation of a GenBank genome assembly